This is a messenger RNA of Lytechinus variegatus (green sea urchin), 2932 nucleotides long. RefSeq names its product homeobox protein HMX3-like. NCBI's taxonomy places the organism in Eukaryota, Metazoa, Echinodermata, Echinoidea, Temnopleuroida, Toxopneustidae. The record is from RefSeq and is a predicted model, not a curated record. The coding region runs from base 813 to 2135 and encodes 440 amino acids. Gene Ontology annotation, biological process: cell differentiation; regulation of transcription by RNA polymerase II. Gene Ontology annotation, cellular component: nucleus. The transcript is spliced from 3 exons. Gene Ontology annotation, molecular function: DNA-binding transcription factor activity, RNA polymerase II-specific; RNA polymerase II cis-regulatory region sequence-specific DNA binding.
UGCGUGCGCAGAUUGUGUGCGCACGCGUGCAAGAAACACACUCUCGUAUCUGUCCGACGAGAAAGCUUCGCCGCCGGGAGGACCACUAGUCCGUGUAAGGUUUGGGACAGCCCCCAUUCUAUUCACGUCUCGAGACAGAUAUACACGCCCACUGAUAGCAGCUCAUCUCAUCUCACUUUAACAAUCACCUGCUCUAGGCGACCAACUCUCUCUCUCGCAAACUCUCUCUAUCUCGGAGAAACGGAUCCUGAAAUUGGCUCUUUGCCUCCAACUCUUGAUUUUUAAUCUGGUGGCAUGCUCAUGACGAUGAUUUAAUAGAUGAAGACAUGGAUUAAUGAUAAAAUCCUGCCUUUUGCAGAGGGCUUGUCAUUUCAGCAAAUCGACGAGGACUUGGAAGGACUGUUGGAAAUUUGGCAACCUCGGCCCCAAGCUUUGAGAUUUCACCGUACUUACUGUUUGUUCUUCAGUUCUAGAAAAUAAAUGUUUCAAAGGAAACACUGAUUUAUUUUCUUGCACCUUUGAAAGGAAAUACGUUUUUGUAAAGAGUUGGACUUUAAAUUUUUCAAUGGAGGUCAUUGGAAGUAAAAUGAAGUGAGGUCUUCACCUUUUUUUAUUAUACGGGGAAAUGGAAAGCUGCUGAAAAUUUGUUUGAAUGGACCUGUUCAGUUUUUACAAUUAACACAUUAUUUUUAAUAUAAGGGACCGUUUCAUCUCUGAGCUCAUCGGCAUCGCAAAAUUGACACAAGGCGCUUGGGAUAAACUGACUGAGUUGGAGAACUAAAAAUUAUCCUGCAUAUAUUUUGUAAGUUGUGAUGUUUCCGCAUUGUCCACCAGAACUAAUGGCGUUUACCCCAGUCCACUCUACGAAAUUCACCCCUCUUCCACACUUCUCGCCCCUCGGCCCUGCCUUCCCGCCUCUGGUAGCCGUCGGUACAUGGCAUCCCCACACCUACCGGCCUCCCACCAAGCGAGUAACGCCGUACUUCAUUUCCGAUAUAUUGGGCAUCCCACCCGACCCUUCAGCCGUGGCGGCCGCCGCAGCUUCGGCAGUGGAUAGACAUCACGCCCACUACCAUUACCAUCACUCGCAGUCGGGAGCCCUGGGUCGAUCGUCGGCCUGCCCCUGGGAUGCGACCACGCUGGCUCAGGCAGCUGAGUUUCACGCUCACUGUCGUGGACUCCGUGCCUCUUUCAAACACGCCGUCGAGAAGUCGGGUUACGAGAAGACGAAACACGACCCAGCAUCUUGUGACACUCAUUUCUUGCUUAGCCAUAAACAUUCUAAACUAGGGCUAGACGAUAAGACAAUUGACCUGAUAAACGGCGACGCAGGUGGAAAUGACAGCGACAUAUCGGACUGCAAAUCAGACACCAGCUCGAUCUCGAAACGAAAACUGCCCGGGGACGACGAUGACGACGACGAUUCCUCACCACACGACCCUUCAAAUAAGGAAAAGAAGAAGAAAGCGAGGACGACUUUCAGCGGGCGGCAAAUCUUUGAGCUAGAGAAGCAGUUUGAAGUGAAGAAGUAUCUAUCAGCAAGUGAAAGGGCCGAGUUAGCUUCCCUGCUGAACGUCACCGAUACACAGGUGAAAAUAUGGUUUCAAAAUCGUCGGACGAAGUGGAAGAAAACAGAGGGUAUAUCGAACGCCGAGGCGGCCGAGCACAAGAUUGGUGGACCAAAACAUAUCGAUACGAUCAGACAAAAACAGAUCGACGCUAACAAAGGAAAACUUUGCGACGAGGCUGGCCUAGUCAAGAUCGAAAAACCAGACGAGAAGGUAAACGAAUCUCUUAUCCAGCUUCCAGUCAAUGACGUCGGGGUUGAAAGUUCGGUGAGCGGGCCCACUAUCAGUACAACGGUUAAUUCUGUCAUCAUCCCCGAAACACGGUUUGAAGUCAAUGACCACGACAGAGACACUAAGAUCCUUGAACCUGUUGUGAAAGAGAGUGUUUGCAUAGAGCUUUGCCGGGCUCCUCUAGAGAGAUGUCACUUUGAAGUAGGACGGCCAUCUCCACCAGAUAUCAAAGAAGAAGUACAUGAAGAAUUCUCAGAGGGUAUCCUCAAACCAGAGAACAUUUGCCAUUCUUUGGACAGACCUAUAGAAACUGAUAAUUGUCAUUCAGAAACAUGAUUUGUUUCCACCAAGGGGAAAAAUAGUCCUUUCCCUCUGAUGUGUAUAUUUUGAUUUUAAACUUACACUGGAUGUAUAUUUACUGCAGUAUGGUAUCAUUGUAUCGAAUAAUGCAUCUCUUUGUCUAAAACAAUGUUCGAGGAAAGAAAGAACCUACAGCUGGAGAAGUUCUUGUCUUGAUUUGUUUACUUUAGCUUGUGAGCGAUUUCUUUAUAAAAAGAUUAUCAUGUACACAGUUUUGGUAUUCUAUUAGUGUAGUAAUCUUAUUUUAAGGAAAUAUGAGCAUGAUGAGAGAAGUAGUUUAUUUGGAUAAAGUCGUCGUGACACGAUAAAUUUUGUCUAUAUAAAAUCGUCUAUACAUUCUAUAUCUUGCCUCAUCUUUGUUUAGAGUCCCGAGCAAACAAGAACAAAAUCAUAUAUUAUCACAAUCAAAUGAAUUAUGUAGGAGAAACUUUAUCAGAUUAUUUACAUUCCUAAUUUUAUAUUUCUCAAUACAGCUCACCAUCGGUCGGUUUUGUCAUUUUUUUUUCUAAAAACAUUGAUCACGGAGGGUAUAAUGUGGUUGUACAAGUUAUGGGAGUAAUAUUCCCUUAUGCUGCACUACCAUGGACUACGAAAAACCUUUAUACUAAUUCAAUGAAAAACAAAACCAAAAUGUGAUAUGGUUAUACAUACCAACGGGGCAAUGGGGGGGGGGGGGGGUCACGAAGAUGUUUGAUCCCAUGGAGAUAGAGGAUAACUUUCUUGCUAUCAACUUGUUUUAUUAUUCAAUCUUUGGGAUACAUUUUCUGACUCGA